Caenorhabditis sp. 36 PRJEB53466 is the source of this 1465-nucleotide messenger RNA. The record is from the annotation of a GenBank genome assembly. NCBI's taxonomy places the organism in Eukaryota, Metazoa, Nematoda, Chromadorea, Rhabditida, Rhabditidae.
AUGAUCGGCGACGACCAAGACGUCCAAGACGAACAAAUGCACGAGAAUCCGUCCUCUGGUGAGUUUUUUGAGUCCGUCUGCUAGGUUUUAGGUUUUUUUUUCGAUUCUUUCCCAUCUGCACGUUUUUCAGUAAGUUUCUAUUGAAAAUCGUAAUAAUCAUGUUUUACAAGGUUUCAUAUUUCCCUUAAUCUGUCUGAUUUGAUUAAAAAAUUAAAAUUCAUGCCUAAAAAACUCAAAAAGCGAUAUUUCAGGACAGGGUGAAGAAAUUGGCGACGAAGCGCCAGUUCCAAUUGAAAAUGAGCCGGAAGAAGUGGGAGAAACGGUGAGAGAAGAAGAAGAAGAGGUAGCGAAAGAGGAAGAGAAAGAAGAAGAAGAAGAAGAAAGAACAGAGGAUCGGAACGAGAGUUUGAAAUCGUCGGAAGGAGGUGGAGCCACGGGAGAAGAAGCGGAAGAAGAAGCGGAAGAGCGAGCGCCGGAGCCAAUGGAAGAGGGAGAGAAGGAGAAGACGCCGGUGGAAGAGGAAGAAGAAAUGGAACGGAAUGAAAAUGAGCAAAAGGAACGGGAAGAGGACGAGUCUCCGCUCGAGCCCACUCUCCUCGGCAUCGCCAUCGAUUCGCUCAUGAUGAACUGGUACUCUACUGAUUUUAUCUUGAAGGCCUAGACUUUUGACCAAAUAAUCCUAUCGGAUCUAAACCUUGCAGGCUUUUUAGACUUGGAUUGAAGUAUCUUGGGUCCAAGUUUCAAACCGAUCGGAUCAUCUGGUCCCGAGAUAUACUCGUUUAAGGCCGAAAGGGCCGGGUUAUUGAGAAAAUUGCAACCAGGACCAGAUAAUCCGAUCGCGGUGAAACUUUGUUCCAAAAUGCUUCAUGCAAGCCAAUAAGCCAAUAAAGUUUGGGUUCGAGCAGAUUAUUGCAAGUAGGUCAAAAGUCCAGGCCUCGGCAGGUCUUCGGAACGCCUGGACCGGGCCAGUCAUGGAAAAACCCCUAAAAUGGCUAUUUUUGAAGGUGUCAGCUGCUGUCGACUGUCACUGUGAAGGCGCCGGUGCCGCCAUGUCCGACUCCGGAUCACGUGAAGGAAGUGGCCGAAGUGUGCAGUAAACAUGUACGUUUUUGAGACAAGUUGUGAAUUUGUAAUUGAAAUGGCGAGAUUAUUCGCAUUUUCCAACCGCAGAAUUGGCUGAAAUGCAAGAAUUGGAAUUUUUCGCGAAAAUUCAAAUCUCCCCCAAAACCCGCCAAUUUUGCAGUUCCGUGACUCGUCGGUCGACGUGACCAACGAAUUCUCUCGUCUCGGCGUGCAAUGGGAAAUGGAGCAGGCGAGCGAGCAGUUCAUGAUAGAGGAGGCCGAUUUGGACGACGUGAUCGCGCGGCAGAAGGUGCUCAUCGAAACGGUCACCGAGGCGCUCGAGAUCCGCGUCGCCCGGUACAGGGAACAGUUUCCGGACGCCGGAAAACACUUUACCACUUGA